Cyphellophora europaea CBS 101466 is the source of this 654-nucleotide messenger RNA. RefSeq lists its product as uncharacterized. Bases 1 to 654 code for a protein of 217 amino acids. The record is from RefSeq and is a predicted model, not a curated record. Lineage: Eukaryota; Fungi; Ascomycota; Eurotiomycetes; Chaetothyriales; Cyphellophoraceae. The transcript has a single exon.
AUGGCCGCACUGUUGACGAAGUUCGAUAAUUCUGACAAGCGUGCCUCGAGUACCGCCAUAGAGGGCAUUGAGCUCCCACGAUGGCGAGGUCAGUCGCGAUCAUCAUCAAGCCUACGCACUUCAAGUCUCUUCGACGAUGCCCAGACUGAAGCAAGCUCCUUGUAUUCUCGAUCAGCUACGUUGACUCCCGCUACCACCACCGAGUCUGCGUGUUUCGGAUCUAUCAGUCUCCACGACCUGCAGCCGAUCCGGACACUGCUCUUCUCUCGGUCGGUCCUCUGGUCAGAUCCAACUAUUAGCCUCGCGUCCGGAUUGCCAGAUGUGCAGGAUACGCCGCUGUAUCAUGCCUCGACCCAUGAACUGAAGGUCUGGUUGCCAGACGUAAUCUCGUAUCGCAGCACUCCCACAGUCCCGAAAGCGUUCAUCAUAGCGGCUGCUCACUUCCGAUUCAGUCGAAACGCUCGUCUUGCAUUUGGCAACAAUCUGAAGAAGCUGAAUGGCGCAGACACGCAUAAUGGUGAUGUUGCGUGGGAGUUGCUGAAGAAUACGAGUACAUUCCUCUGUCACUACCAGUACGACUUCAUCGUUCCCCAGAAUUACGAGCCCAGGUCGGUAUCGCUCGCUGAGGACCAAUAUCCUGAUAAACCUACUUAA